AAAAAAAAAAAAAAGGAUUAAAAUAAAUAAAAACCUGAACGAUGCGCCUGACAUGCGAAACUCAGGGCAAAGGGGAUUUGUGAUGGAUUUGUGACGUCAUCCGGGAGCGACUGAACCGCACAUGGCAAUCCGAGGAAGUUUUGAGGACAAUUUCUGAGGUAGAGUAAAUUAUCUGCUCUCAUAAAAAUAACGCGAAUAUCAACAAUACGUCGUAUUUGGUUGUUUCAUAUAAACAGAAUAUUAUUAGCACAUCAGCUCUCACAGCGAGCACUUGAGUCGAACAGGGACUAAAAUUUUAGCUUCGUGUGUUGCGCGUUAGCAGAAAGCUAAAGUAGAAUCAGGACUUUGGUGUUGGUUGUUUGUGCUGUUUCAAAGUUGUAACCUGCUGUUUUGUAAAUUUAUAAUACAGAUGUUUAAAGCAUAUUUCUCUUUGCACAUGAGCCCCAUAUUAAAAUAGACAAAACGGAUCGAUAUAUUACAAUAUAUAUAUCUGUUAACUAUAAUAAUAAUAACAACUUUAUUUGAGGCUAAAAUUGGAGUGAUGUGACGCCGUCUACACUGUUGUCUCAAAGAUCACCUAAACUCUUCCCUGUCUCUGCCUUAUUCACUCACAUUUCACAGGCUUAGCAUGGCCCGGCAGUGGUCUGACGGCCACUCCUCAUCCAUCCUGUGUGUUGGGGCGUCUCCAGGUCCUGAGGGUCUCCUGGCUUCGGGCUCUGAAGGUGGAGAGGUCACCCUGUGGAGCCAAGAGGGAACCAUUACCGGACGCCUCAGACUUUCCAGCGAAGAUGAUUGCACCAGUGUUGUGUUUGCAGCUGGGGCUCAAAGUCUGUAUGUAUCACACGGAGAGGCUGUGAGUCUACUUGACCCCCGAAACCUUAAGGGCCCGGUGGAAGAGUUUCAGGGUGCAGGAGAGGAGGAGAUCAACGCUUUAGCACUAAAUGAGAGCGGGUCAGCCCUGGCAGUGGCUGAUGACUCUGGGGCAGUUCGGGUACUGGAGCUCCCAGGGGGGAAAGUAUGCAGGACUCUUCGUAGACACACGAACAUCUGCUCUUCUGUGGUGUUUAGACCACACAGGCCAAAUAACCUGCUGUCUGCUGGACUGGACAUGCAGGUAAGACAGAUGGGAGACUAAGGAUUAGAAAAUCUGUGCUAGCAUGUCUUCUUUGGUUGAUGUGUCUGUCUUGAGAGUAAUUUGCUUCAUUAUUUGUUGCUUCAGGUGAUGCUGUGGGGUCUACAAAAGACACGUCCCUUAUGGACCAUCAACCUCCAGGAUAUAGCAGAAGAAGAAGACGGCCAUCAGCCCCAACCUGGUCAACUUUUCAACCCACCCCUAGCCCACUGUGUAUCUGUGGCGGGUUGUGGAAACAUUGUGGGCUGUGCAGCAGAGGACGGACGGGUGCAUCUCAUGAGGAUUGGCAGCGGCUCUAAACUGGAACAGCAGGGAAUUAUCAAAGCCCACAGCCAGGGGGCUUCACAAGCCCACUUUGUUAGUUUCCUUCCUCACCCUUACUGGCUCGUCACUGGUGGGAAUGACGGCCAGGUCGCCCUGUGGGACCUCAGUAAGCACCCAGUCGUAUCUUUGGAUGCAAAAGCUAAAGUGGCCGCAGCUCCUCGCAGGAAGAACAAGAGCAAAGGAAAGAGGAAAGAGCAACCCAGAGACAAAGCAAAGAUGCCACCGAAGACUACAGCUGAGAAAGAAGCAGCUGAGGGGGAGGGUGAAGAGGCAGAGGCUGCAGGUGCAGAGGGGGUGACAGAAGAGAAGUCUGGACCCAAACUGAACAUUGAUCACGGAGACAAGGUGAACUGGUUGUGCCCUGCAGUGCUGAAAGGAGAGCCUUGUGUAGUGGUUGCAGAUCAGAGCUCCAGUCUUUCAGUCUACCCUCUGUCUCCACUAUAGAACCCUGCACUUCAUUACAAACUGUUUCUUUCGCUCUGGCUAAUAACAGCAUGCUACUUUGAAUAUACCUUAUUGUGGGUUUAAAGACAUUUUUGGCAGUUUUACACCGAUUAUUUGGAUUUUGGACGACUUAGUGACUUGAUUAUCACCACAGUGAGUGGGGUCUAUCUCUCCUUUAAAAUAAAUCUGAACUGUGAAACAGAAACCAACAGUACUGCCUCCCUAAACAAGCAAUCUUUGCAGAAAUAGACAAAUUGUUGAAUGAGUUAAGAGUAAUCAAGUUGGAUUUGGCUAACCAGGGCAUUUGCAUGCGUGGCCCUUUUAGAAAUCAGUAGAAAUGUUUUGGGGGUAAAAAGUAUUUAAAGGGAUAUUCUGGUGUAAAAUUAAUUUUAGGGUCAGACACACCGAAACACUGAGUUCCUUGAGCUGUGUCACCCCACUGCAGUCCGUAAUGGAAUGGCUUGAGGUCUCACUACAAGCGGGUGCUGGAAGAGUGUAGGUGAGUUGUGUUUAACCUCUUUGCUUAAGAAAAUAGGCAAAGUUAAGAAGAUGUUUGGUUGCUGGUACUAUGGCUAGGACCCUGUAUGUACUGUUGAUGAAGUUAGGUGCUGUUCUGAGCAUUAUAUGUGGCUAUAGAGUGGCGUUUUGGAUGAGAUUUGUUUAUGGCUCCUCAGACCGCUGUGUAUUGCUAUCCUGCAGUCAUUACUAAAGUUGAUAUAACUAAAGAAACAAGCGGUCGGCAACAUUCAUCUCUCGUUGGGGGUGUCUAACUCUGUGUUACGGUGUGUUUGACCCUAAAUUAAUUUUACACCAGAAUUUCCCCUUAAGCCUUGUGAAGCUACCACACCAGACCAUGAAAGAAAUGAACCUGAGGAUCUUGAAAUAAAGCACAAAAAUCCCAAUCUAAUCCAGAUUAAAGACAGACUAUGGGCAAACUGA
Messenger RNA from Xyrichtys novacula (pearly razorfish), 2839 nucleotides. The record is from the annotation of a GenBank genome assembly. NCBI's taxonomy places the organism in Eukaryota, Metazoa, Chordata, Actinopteri, Labriformes, Labridae.